This is a messenger RNA of Clonostachys rhizophaga, 819 nucleotides long. Lineage: Eukaryota; Fungi; Ascomycota; Sordariomycetes; Hypocreales; Bionectriaceae. The record is from the annotation of a GenBank genome assembly.
AUGUCUCAUUCCCAUUCUCACGAGGGCGGCGCCUCGCACUCCCAUGAUAGCAGUGGCUUCAACGCCCAGGAACAUGGCCACUCACACGAGAUCCUCGACGGCCCCGGCACCUACCUGGGCCGCGAGAUGCCCAUCAUCGAAGGCCGCACCUGGUCAGACCGAGCAUUCACCAUUGGAAUUGGCGGACCCGUCGGUUCCGGCAAGACGGCUCUCAUGCUCGCUCUCUGCCUAGCCCUCCGCUCCAAGUACAACCUCGCCGCUGUGACCAACGACAUCUUCACCCGCGAGGACGCCGAGUUCCUCACCCGCAACCGGGCCCUGCCCCCGAACCGCAUCCGCGCCAUCGAGACGGGCGGCUGCCCCCACGCCGCCGUGCGCGAGGACAUCUCCGCCAACCUGGCUGCCCUCGAGGACCUGCACCGCGAGUUCGGCACCGACCUGCUCCUCAUCGAGUCCGGCGGCGACAACCUCGCCGCCAACUAUAGCCGCGAGCUCGCGGAUUUCAUCAUCUAUGUCAUUGAUGUCAGUGGCGGCGACAAGGUUCCCCGAAAGGGCGGGCCGGGAAUCACCCAGAGCGACUUGCUCGUUGUCAACAAGACCGAUCUCGCUGAGGCUGUGGGAGCUGAUCUGAAGGUCAUGGAGCGGGAUGCGAGAAAGAUGCGUGAGGGUGGCCCGACAGUGUUUGCACAGGUGAAGAAGGGUGUGGGUGUGGACCACAUUGUGAAUCUUAUUACGAGCGCCUGGAAGGCGAGCGGUGCGGAAGAGGAGAGGAAGACCCAGGGAGGGCCCAAGCCCACCGAGGGGAUUGAGAACCUGUGA